GGUUUAAAGUCGGAUCGAGCAGUUCCGACCCUCUCAGUUCACAGUUGGUGAGAGUUUCUGGAGGACGUUCAAGCAGUAACUGCUGCGUAAAGUCCAGUGACCGAUGUUCCGCAACUCAGGCACCAGAGCGCUGCUCUGCGCCCUGUGUUACAUGGUGUGUGCGGCUGCCCUGACACAAGGUGCCCCUACGAACCUGGGCCGUUACAUGUGGCUGGAAUGUAAACCCAACAGCACCGAUGCCAAUUGUCUGACCCGCCAGACCCCGCUGGCUACCAUUCCUUCCACCGCUCCCCAACGCUUAUCCGCCAGAGGAGACAUCGCCCGGCUGGCCGCUGAGAAGCUACAACUCCUGAACCCUGAGGAAGAGUUGGGAUCUGGGAAAGACUCCACGUUUGACGAGCAGGAAGCAUUGGGUGUGAAGAUGGCCGAUCUGUACCGGUCGGCAAAACUGCAGGGAUCCGAGCCAGAGGAGGUGUCCGGAUUCGGAGUGUCUGGUGAUGGAUACAGUUCCGACUUGGACAAGAAUUAUGUGGAAUAAGGUGGAGAAGGCAGCAAGGCAGUAUUGGAGCAAGGCAGCUUCACUUCAAUACAAUAUCUCUGGACUCUGAACAUGAAUGGGACUCCCGCUAAAAUAAUUCAUUUACUAUAAGUGAGCAUGAUCCUUAUUCUUAGCCUAUAGUAAAUGCACUUAAGGAUAAAGGUAAAAGCUACCACGCUGUGCACACAGGGAGAAAUUUUAUCUAUUUAUGAAGCGUAGAAUUUGUGAUCAAAGCAAAUUAGAGAUUUCAACGUUUAUUUUAAGCUAGUUUUACGUUACUAUUUUUAAAGCAACCCGUCUGAUCGCUUGCAACCACAGUAAUUUUGAAUUGUGCGGACAAAGGCGAAAUGUAUUGUGUUUUAUAUACAGUAUAUAUAUAUUAUAUAUAGGCCAGUUUUAGACUUAGAUCCCGCGAUAUUUGUAUAUUUGUUGGGUGGGACGUCAAUAAAGUUGAGAGAGAAUUUGGUAUCAUUCCAGCGAGUCUGGAUUUAGAGGAAAACGUAAAUAUAAUAAUAACCCUUGCAUUGAUACAGCACUUCAUCUUGUCCAAACAUCUCAAACCCAUUCAUGGGAUUUACUGUAAAGUCUAGUGACUGUAUGUUUUGUAGGCGACCAUGGCAGCCAACUUGAGCACAGCAAUAUUCUCCCUCCCAUACAAAAUAAAAAUGAACCAUAGGUUUGUUUGUGAAACGCUUCCAAGAUAUUUGAAAGCGGUCAAGAUUUAAUUUGGAGUUUAUAAAGUACACAAUAAUUCAAUUUCAUAAUAAUAAUCCUUGCAUUUGAUAUAGCACCUUAUGUCUUCGAGAUGUCUCAUAGCAUUUCACAGAAUAUACUGUAAAGUGAAUUGACUUUGUAUUCGUGGGUGAAACAUGGCAGCCAACUGCGCAGAGCAGUGUCCCACAAACAGUCACAGAUUGAGUGACCAAAUUAUUAUUUUACAACAAAUUGGACAAUAAUUGUCCUCUAAUUUGUAGCAAAGUGCACAGAGAAAUGGCAAAUGCCACCAAACUGUAUGGAGGACAUUCAGACAUCAGCUGUGCUCAUAACUGUUUAAAAUGUGUUUAAACAUCAUUAAAUAAAACCUUGCAAGCAAAAACA
Molecule: messenger RNA, 1636 nt
Organism: Callorhinchus milii (elephant shark)
Lineage: Eukaryota; Metazoa; Chordata; Chondrichthyes; Chimaeriformes; Callorhinchidae
Gene: srgn
Product: serglycin
Exons: 3
Coding region: 104-538 (144 amino acids)
Source: RefSeq, a predicted model, not a curated record